UGUUAUUCUGACAAACAUUUCCAAAGACUGCAGUAGGAAUUAUAAUUACUGUAGGUGAUGUUUUAAUGAAAAAGCAUUUAAAAACACUUCAGGUCUACCUCAGAUUUUUUUUAAGGGGUGGACCGAAACAUAGGAAACACAUCAGAAAGUAAGAAGUACCCUCGGUUACAUUUUAUUAUGUCACUCCAGACGUUGAACUGUUGUUGUCAAGCGUGUAUAUUCCCCCGGUAUGAUUACGUCGUGUGACGUGCAGCCGCCGUGGAUGCUGAUUGGAUGCGCUGUCUAUCUGGGGCGUGUUCAGCAAGAAACGAGGAAGUGGCGUUUCCCUACAAUACUAACAAAGGUGCAAUGUAUGUUUGACAAAAAAAAAUAAGUACAAUUAAAUAAAGCCAAUGCGCAUUUAAAUUGUUCAUAUGUCAUACGACGACAAACCCUCAGUUUCUGUGGUCGUAGUACACCAACCCUGUUGUGACAAAAAACAACAACAUUAACGCUUUUGUCCACUCUUCAAUGACAGGGCCUUCAAGUAGAAAUAACUCUUAUUAAACAUGCACUUCAGAGAGACUAUUUGUUAUUUUAGGUAGGCUAUAUGUGGAGAAGCGUCAGCUACCAUAUAUGUACACUCACUAUCAUACAUAGCUGGUAUGUAUGCUGGAAUGUAUCAUCACCUGAGAUCAAACUUUUAAAAAAUUAAAUGUCUUUCCAGCCUUGAAUCCUGUGUCAUUUAGGCUACGUGGGCAGUCGACAGACUGACAACCCACUUUGAUUUUAUCUUUGCUCCUAAGCUUGCACAGGGCCGCACUGCGAGCUUCAGUUAAAGGACCAGCCAACAAGUUGGGCGAAAAACAACGACAUAUCACCCCCCAGGAGCUACCGAGAGGACGGUAGCAUGAUAGUCGUGGAGGGGAAGCGGCAGGAAGAGGGCCCUUAUCUGCAUUUUACUUCGCCUACAACGAAUUCAUUGAGUCGGUAACCUGCGUCCGACAUGGGGAAGGAGGGAAAUGGUGUUUCACGGAGCCGGUUUGAGAUGUUCACAAACAGUGAUGAGGCAGUCAUCAAUAAGAAGCUGCCUAAGGAGCUGUUGCUACGAAUCUUCUCCUUUCUGGAUGUGGUGACACUGUGUCGCUGUGCCCAGGUCUCACGGUCCUGGAAUGUUCUGGCCUUGGAUGGCAGCAACUGGCAAAGAAUCGACCUCUUUGACUUUCAGAGGGACAUUGAGGGCCGAGUGGUGGAGAACAUCUCAAAGCGAUGUGGGGGGUUCCUUAGGAAGUUAAGUCUGCGGGGUUGCCUAGGUGUGGGUGACAGCGCUCUGAGGACUUUCUCGCAGAACUGCAGGAACAUCGAGUUACUUAGUCUGAACGGCUGCACCAAGAUCACUGACAGCACAUGUAAUAGCCUUAGUAAGUUCUGUCCAAAGUUGAAGCACCUGGACCUCUCCUCCUGUACCUCAAUCACCAACCUGUCACUCAAAGCUCUCAGUGAGGGUUGUCCCCUGCUGGAGCAGCUAAACAUCUCCUGGUGUGAUCAGGUCACCAAGGAUGGUAUCCAGGCCCUGGUGCGUUCCUGCCCUGGACUCAAAGGCCUUUUCCUCAAGGGAUGCACACAGCUUGAGGAUGAGGCUCUGAAACAUAUCGGGGCUCACUGUCCAGAACUGGUCACACUCAACCUACAGACAUGUUCAGUAAGUCCACAGAUCACAGACGAGGGACUCAUCACAAUUUGCAGAGGCUGUCACCGUCUGCAGUCUCUUUGUGUGUCGGGCUGUGCCAAUAUCACAGACGCCAUCCUGCACGCUCUGGGACAGAACUGUCCUCGCCUCAGAAUAUUAGAAGUGGCUCGCUGCUCUCAGCUUACAGACGUGGGCUUCACUACAUUAGCAAGGAAUUGUCAUGAACUCGAGAAGAUGGAUUUAGAAGAAUGUGUGCAGAUCACAGAUGGAACGCUCAUCCAGCUGUCUAUCCACUGCCCUCGUUUGCAAGUCCUGAGCCUGUCUCACUGUGAGCUGAUCACUGAUGAUGGCAUCAGACACCUCGGCAGCGGCCCCUGUGCUCACGACCGUCUGGAGGUGAUCGAGCUGGACAACUGCCCCCUGAUCACAGACGCCUCACUGGAGCACUUGAAGAGCUGCCAUAGUCUGGAUCGCAUUGAGCUCUAUGACUGCCAGCAGAUCACCCGCGCAGGCAUCAAGAGACUAAGGACCCAUCUGCCCAACAUCAAAGUGCAUGCAUACUUCGCUCCCGUCACUCCGCCCCCCUCUGUCGGGGGCAGUCGUCAGAGGUUUUGUCGCUGCUGUGUUUUGCUAUGAUGUAACGACACCAGCCCCCCCCCCUUUCCUCUCCCCGUGUCCCUCGUACACGCUUCCCGCAGCCCGUCACUUGAACCCUGACCUGCUGUCCCCCUCCCGGCCCCCUGUCAUGCUGUACAUGCUGGUGUGUCCCAUCCCCCUCCCCCACCCCCUUUUGGAGCUGCAGAGAGAGGGAGAGAGCCAAAUAACGCUACAGGGUCUCGGGUAACUUUUCCAAAAAACAUUCCCGAAUCUCUCAACCACACAAAUACAGUACAUGUACAACAGGCUUUGACACAAGCUGAUAUGCAGACACACUCACAGAUGAACUCUGAGAUGAAUGUCAGAACAUUCCUGGUCUGUGUUCAGUGAACAAACCAGUAUUACAAAGAGGGUUAUGUAAAAAAAAAUGAAAUGUGAUCACAACUGUUAAGGGAUUUAAGUCUUCAAUAAGUACAAAAGAAUUAAAAAAGUGGAAAUGCAUCCGCAGUCAUGUCAAAUAACUGUAUUUCUCUAUUUGAGUGGAGCUAUACUCCUUACUUAUUUAGCACUUUGAGACAAAAACAGCUAUAGCUUCUCAACAAAAUAUUGAAAAGGUUGAAAAAUCCCUCUUAACCUCUCACACAUACUUCCCUCCAUAUUGAAGGUCACUUAACAGCUACCUCUAGAUGGGAACUGCACUUGAGUAAGACCUGUGUUAGCUUUGUUCUGCAGGCUGCUUAUUUCAAAAAAAGGGGACAGCAUUGCAGCCGAUAAACUGCCGAUACCCCCAACACACGUAGAAAGCAGCAGGAAGCCUAUUUUUUAUCUUUUUUUUUUUAAGCAUACUUGCAGCUAUUUGCACUUACAGUAAAGCAAUGAUGAGACACUUUACAAAGAUGGCCAUCUCAGAAUUUAAGGCUGGCAUUUUACUAACGACACAAAUACAAAUCUUCACUUACAUGCACACACUGAGCUUGCUACACCUGUACCCUCACCUCUCUCUGUCUCUCUGUUACAAUCAGAAGCUUCAAUAUACUGAAGAGGAAAAAAAAAAGACAAAGUUUAAUAUUUUUCUAAAAGUGGACACCAAUUAAGACUCAAGUGGGGACUCGAGAAGAUGCCAAAUGUUGCAUGUAACAACUCUAGUUUUUUAAAAUCUAAUUGUAAAUAUAUGACUGUGGAGUCUGAGAGUCGAAGCCAGCUAAACAACAGAACAUGAGAUGAGACCGCUGUCGACUGGUCUUUCUGAGGGAACUAUGGCGAAGCUCACACAUGCCUGUUUAAGUACAGAUGUGUAUUAGAAUACUUGCUGGAGCUUUGGACAGUCAAAAUGUACUGGUACUUAAUCUGGAGUUUGACAGAAGAACUGGUGCUGGCCUGUGAAAACUCAUGUCAACACAGAAAAGUUCUUAAGACAUUCAUAUGACAGGAAAAAAAAAAAAGUCUGACAUCACUACAUGAAUUCAUGCUGUCAGACCAGGACAAUGGAAAGAAAAAGCCAACUGAAAACAAUCAAAGUGCAUCUAUUUUUCAGUUAGUUUGGUUUCAUUUAGUUACUCUCGUUUUCGCAUCGGUGACGGUUCUGAUGACAAGGAACUGGUGAACCACGCGCAGCAGUGAGUGGAUGUGCCUGAUGUCGGAGCGACAGCGGUGACUCCUCAACUACUAUGAGGCCUUGCAGGGGAUGGAGUGACAGCAUGUUGCACCCUGCCACCUGUGACCUCCCCGGUCUGUCUGGGACCACUGCCCGAGGUAAAGUCCUAAGCAGACUGGUGCAGUCACUGCAAGAGGAAGUCAACUGAAUCUUGAGUGCACAAUUCUGGCCUACUGACAGAUAUGAUGGACAUUUUUGUCACAACGGAGGGCUAUAAUGGACUUCAGCCCUUCGCCCUAUGAAGUAUUGAAGCCUUUUCUUAUGGAUUAUCUUCUCCUGCACUUGCACCUGCUUUAUUCUGUGUCUCUUCUCAUUUAAUUUUAUAAUUGUGUCUUUUACUGCUUUUCUGUCUGAUUUCCUCUGGAUCUCUACCUUUUCUCUUCUUUAGCAUUUCUGUUUUUGGUGUGGUUUGGAUUGCGCCUGCUUUGUGUUUGAAGUCAUGAGUUCAGUGUCUCCAAGUUGAGUUUGAGUCCUCUUCCAGUCCUCAGUUUUGGUCUGAUGGUGUUUGUGUUUUUAUUAAGAGUUUAUUGUUACUAAAUGUCCAGAGUGUAGCCUUUGUUGAGGGGAAGUGUUGGCGCCAGUGCAAUUGUAAUAAAUGUUCAAAUUUAAGUUGGAUUUUUUUUUUAAAUGUGAGUUGAGGAGGAGUUCAUGAUGACAUGUAUGUAUGAUGUAGGUUUUACUUAUUGAAUGUUUCCAUCAAGGAGAAGUCCACAGGAUGGCUGUUCAGGCAUCGUGUGCCGCUUUAGCAGAUUUUUCUCCCAUAAGCGUACUUUCCUCUACCUAAGUUUUAUGCCUUGCUUUU
Molecule: messenger RNA, 4722 nt
Organism: Larimichthys crocea (large yellow croaker)
Lineage: Eukaryota; Metazoa; Chordata; Actinopteri; Sciaenidae
Gene: fbxl20
Product: F-box and leucine-rich repeat protein 20
Exons: 16
Coding region: 986-2305 (439 amino acids)
Biological process (GO): SCF-dependent proteasomal ubiquitin-dependent protein catabolic process
Cellular component (GO): SCF ubiquitin ligase complex
Molecular function (GO): protein binding
Source: RefSeq, a predicted model, not a curated record